UUAGUUUUUGGAAAUUUCGUGGUUUCUCUUUCAUAAAAAAAAUAUUAUUUUAAAUUAAAAUAAUAUAAAACAAAAAUAAGACAUAAGUGUAUUUAAACAAAACUUGUAGUAAAAGAAUUAUUAAUUUAGUAUUAAUAAUUUAUUACAAUCUCGGGAACGAAUUAAUAAUUCUUAUUUGUUCUGUUCACUGUGUCAGUGGUGUCAGUGUUUUUAUAAAUCUUUCAAUUCAUACACUUUCGGAGAAGAAAAAAUAAUUUUAAAAUGCCUUUUAUGAAAGGUGUUGAACCUAUUAGAAGGACAAUUAAGUAUUUAAAUGCUGGCAGAUUAGUAUUGAAGGAUGAAAUACAUAUUUUUUCUAUUAAUUACAAUAAUUAUGGAAAACAUCAUAGUGGAAUAAGAAAUUUUGUCUUCUGGCAUUUAGCGCAAUUACAAUAUAAAAAUCCGAUGGUACAAAUUGUUACUUUUAAAAAUAUAACGCCAUCGCCUUUCAUAAGGUGUUUCUAUGAAAAUGGAAAGAGAAUGUUAAUUGACGUUGAUAGCAGGGAAAAAGACGAUAUAUUAGAGCAUUUAAUAAAAGUUGUUGGAAAAUCUGAAAAAACUUUAAUUAAGGAAUCGUUAACUCGCGAUAAAAAGGACAAUCCCGCAAAUUUUGGUUACGGAUGUGAAAGAAGUUGUAUGUGCGUUGUUCCCGGUCAACUUCCAUGUCCUCAAAUUUGUCCUCUUCCAAAUCAUAUGCGAGGAAAGUUUACCUUCAAUCCUGAUCUUAAACCGCGACGUUAAAAAGAAAAGAAUAGGUUUGUAAAUAAUGUAUUUUGUUAAUUUUUCUCAUCACUUUUUAUCCCUGUAAUUAAAUAAGAUACAACGAUAA
This is a messenger RNA of Leptopilina heterotoma, 868 nucleotides long. It is a transcript of the gene mRpS25, whose product is annotated as probable 28S ribosomal protein S25, mitochondrial. Gene Ontology annotation, cellular component: mitochondrion. The record is from RefSeq and is a predicted model, not a curated record. Gene Ontology annotation, molecular function: structural constituent of ribosome. Bases 262 to 780 code for a protein of 172 amino acids. Lineage: Eukaryota; Metazoa; Arthropoda; Insecta; Hymenoptera; Figitidae. The transcript has 3 exons.